AUGUUGAGCAUUGUCAAGAGCGUCGCAAAGCGAUCGGUGUCGGUCCGCGCCUUCUCGUCGUUGGAACGUGAUGUGCCCAACAUGAUUGAUCAAGCUGUGGGUCGCCAAGGGGAAGAAUUGAAGCUCGCUGAACAAGGUAUUGAAUUGUUCAACCGCGAUCCUAUUGCGUCGGAAGAAAACCAAGGCAACUCGAAGAAUGACCCCAUCUUGGUUCCUUCGUUUAACCACACCCGCACUGUUGGUAUCUCGCACAACGACUCCCCUUACAUCGUCUGGUUCAACUUGGAAGAAGGCAAGGUGCAUUACGUGCCCCGAUUCAACAAGUAUUUCAAGUUGGACAACAAAAACCCCAACGCCGGCCACCACCACCAUUAG
Messenger RNA from Aphanomyces invadans, 375 nucleotides. RefSeq lists its product as hypothetical. NCBI's taxonomy places the organism in Eukaryota, Oomycota, Saprolegniomycetes, Saprolegniales, Verrucalvaceae. The transcript has a single exon. Gene Ontology annotation, biological process: mitochondrial electron transport, cytochrome c to oxygen. Gene Ontology annotation, cellular component: mitochondrial envelope. The record is from RefSeq and is a predicted model, not a curated record. The coding region runs from base 1 to 375 and encodes 124 amino acids.